UGCUUAGGAAAGGUCUGCACACCGCAGGAGGCCGACACAUGGGCGGCUGCACACACAGCACCCAAGACCAAGCAGGCCCCUCAGCAGGGAAGCUCGAUUCUUCUGCGGCCCCAGCCUCUGCCUUAGCACCUAGGAAAAUGCCCAAAAGCAUUUCAAUAUCCAAGCAACUGGCGUCAAUAAAAGGUUUGAAGAAGAGCUCAGAUCUGGAAAAAGCCCUUGCCACUGCAGCUCUGAUUUUCAGAAACUUUUCUGACCCUGAUGGCAAACUUGGAAAAGCUGCUGCAAAAAAUCUGCUGAUGGCCCAAUUUGGGAAUUUCACAAAGGGACAAGAAUCCAAGUCAACCUACCAAGAGAUCCUUUCUGAACUUGACGAAAACACAGAAAACAAGCUUGAUUUUGAGGACUUCAUGAUACUGCUGCUAAGCAUCACUGUUACGUCAGAUCUGCUACAAGAUAUAUGGGGUGUAAAAAGUAUGAAUUAAACGGCUUCCUGCAUGCAGUUAGGCAAAGUAAGAGAAAGACUAAUAAGUGAUUAAAGGGUCUUCCAUCUUAUUUGUAAUGAACUGUGUGUUGAUCACACAUCAGGGAGAGCUGAUUGCUGAAGUUCAGACACGACAUGACUCCAAAAGCUCGUACACAGUCUUCAGAGAUGCCUGGUAUCCAGAAAUGUUUGAAUACUAUGGCCUUGAUGCUUUACAGCAUGCCCGCUGGACACCACUGAACAUCAGGCUGUUCUUGCUGAAUCAAUAGUAGCUUACAGCAAUUUUCUUAAUGACAGUGAAUCACUCACUCAACCACUCAUUCUCCCAAUGGCGGUUUGUGAGCAUCUCCCUGGUAACACUGUUGCGGCCGUUGUACUGGGUGGUCAGACAGCCCCUCCCCUCAGAUAGCUUACGGAACUCUGGCAGAGGAGACAAACACUGAGCCUUUUUUAAUCAGUUGCAAGUAGAGUAUAGUUACAACUUUGAUAAGGGUUACAGGAUGCUGAGUUUAUCUUCUGACUUGGAUUCAAAGGUCAGAGAAACUUUAGUGACAUUCUGCAAACAGCAAAAAAGCAGAUGACCAGUGGCUGCAGUGCAGUAUGGGUGGGAGAUGAGCUGGCCCACAAAUAGGCACAGAAGACAUCCCAGGGAACAGAAAUGUUCUCUAUCUUGGCUGUUGUAGGGGUUACACUACUGCCUGCAUUUGUCAGACUCUUUAAACUCACACUAAGCGGGGUGACUUUUACUGAAUGUGAAUUAUGGGUCAUACAUCAAUAAAUCUGACAUUAAAAAUAAACCCCAACGUCCUUGCAGUCUGACCAUGCUUUAACCGGCAUGGUUCAGGUUGCUUCUCAAAGACCCACACCCCUCUGUGGUACCUCUUAUGUUCCUGCCUGUAGAAGGAAGACACACGCACGGGUGUGCACACACACCACACUAGGCGUUGCGAGGGGCUGCGGGCUUCUGAGGGACAGCUCAGCAGAUGGUGAGAGGCACCCAAGCCUCCCAGAGGGCACCGGGCAGCAGCCAGAGCCAGGAAGGCCCACAGGUCACGCACUUGCACACAGACCUUCCUGCACAAGCAUCGCAGAGGCCUCAGAAUGCCUCAGUCUCCCACAGGAAGAACAGAGGCUGUGAGUGACUAAGGGGUGGCUUGGGGUCAUCCAGGUAACCACUGGAGCGUCAGAACCCCAGCACAAGGGAGGCAAGGAGGUGAUAACGCGUGGGGAGGCAGAGACCGAGUGUUCAGACCUUUAUUCCCUUUCAUCCGAUGACGCGACGCUCUACAGACAGCCCAUCGCCUCGCAUUCAUCACACUUCCACCACAGGCAGGGGCCAAAGAGCAAGAAUCACUGUCUUGACCUUCUGGGAGUUAUGGGCAGUAAGUUGUGCAAAUGUGAAGGUUUCACACUGUCCCAGACAUUCCUGCUCUGCCAAGCACUUGGUAAGUAGUGCUUUCCACCUCCUGACAGCGGGGUGUGGACAUCUGAGCUGAAGCGCUGCAUGCCAUCUCCAGCUGGGAGCGUGAGGGCAGGGGCCCCAGACACCGGGCUGUUCCCCAGGCCACGCAGCAUGCCCAGAGGAGGCUGCUCCCCUCACCUGUGCCUGAGGGUGGGCAGUUUGGAGCAGAACCACUAACACAUACAGGGGCACCUCUCACAUCCUUAACUGGUUCCCCAGGAGGCUCGAUGGGUACCAAAACAGUGAGGAUGAAGCAAACUACUUUGGCUGGGAAGGACAGCGAGUCUGGAGAAAUUGACACUAACAAGUUCUACUAUGCCGGUCAAGUACCCAACCAACAACCACUACGAGGACAAUACUUCCACGUCAAAAUGCAUCGAGGACCAAGUCAGUGAGUUUCAAUGCAGAGCAGCCCUAAAAUGUAGACAUGUUGCUUGAAAGAGAAAUAAAUCUUGUUGCUGUGA
Messenger RNA from Chinchilla lanigera (long-tailed chinchilla), 2407 nucleotides. It is a transcript of the gene Sntn, whose product is annotated as sentan, cilia apical structure protein. NCBI's taxonomy places the organism in Eukaryota, Metazoa, Chordata, Mammalia, Rodentia, Chinchillidae. Bases 39 to 482 code for a protein of 147 amino acids. The record is from RefSeq and is a predicted model, not a curated record. Gene Ontology annotation, molecular function: calcium ion binding; protein binding; transition metal ion binding. The transcript has 4 exons.